Molecule: messenger RNA, 2837 nt
Organism: Porites lobata
Lineage: Eukaryota; Metazoa; Cnidaria; Anthozoa; Scleractinia; Poritidae
Source: the annotation of a GenBank genome assembly
UUGAUGUGAGAGUAAGCGUUGUUUCAAGUGAAGAAUUACUUAACUAUUUCAUCAUGGCGGUGAGUAAAUUAAUUUUACCGAUCAAUGAUGGUUAUUAGCUGAAAAGGCUACUACAAAAUUUCAUGGUUUGUGGGGUUCAGUUUGUUGAGAAUUGGGGGGUACGAUCAAACUACUCUUUGAUCGGUUGGUGUAUGUCAUUUUUCGAUACACUAAUUCAUCCUGACAAUUUUAGAUAAGUACGAAAGAUCAUCAAGCCCUCAACCUUUUUGAGCGUUUGAUAUUUCUUAUCAAUUCGUGGCUAAUGUGACAAAAAUUUGAAAAAAAAAUCCGUCCUCGAAUUCUCAAAACCCGAUCCAUUUCGAGACAUAUUAAAACUUAACUUCGUGGAUUCAUUUGGAAGCAUACGCGCGUACACCGUUGUCGUAUUUGCCCGCUGGAAUUUUUCAUUGUUCCACGGGCAAAAUAGGAUAGUUAUACGCGUAUACUGCAAAUGAAUCCACCCUUUACUUCUAAUUGGAUGUACCACUAUACUAAGCGGCAGCGACUGUAUUAAAGGCUUUCACCAACAAACUGCAAGACAAUUGAAAACCAUGCAGUGGAGGUCCAUGCAGAUCGCUGUGUUUACCAGACCAUGGCACAAUUAAUUAACUUAACAACCCUCCAAGUUAAAGCUUUUGCCUGGUCACCAUUUGGCAACCAACUCUUUUCGUUUAGGGAGGCUUUUUUACGAAUCAAGUCACCAGCUGCAAAAUUUUAGGCGCCAUGGCGACCAAAAUGGUCCCAACUUGGAGGGUUGCUUAAUGAGAUCUGAAUAUGCACUGCUAUCCUGCAACUUGGAACGAGAAUAUUGUCUACAUGUUAAGAAGUUGUGAGGUGCAAUUUCUUCAUACUACAUACAAACUGCUGUAAAUAGUGUAGCCUGAGAAAACAGCAGACAUUUUCUGGUUUCUCCAUCUGAAAAACAGGUGCAGAAAAUCCAUACUGCUGCAAGAUCUGAGUAAUGCUUCUGUUGGCUGAAGAAAAAUUCUCACAUGGCACAACCAAUCAGAAGCACUACCCAGAUCUGGGUAGUGUGUGUCAUUACCAUAGAAUUUGUGAGCUCGUUUGUCAGACGUCAUUUUGCGGGUAAACUAGUGGUGGACGCUGGUUUUUCAAUCUGUAAAUAAUGGUAAUAGGACUGAGCGGAGUCCAGUUUGGUCUGUAAUCAUACGAGUGAUUAACAAAAUUGGAUGAUUGCUUAGCGGGAGACUGAUUUGUUUAAUCACAAGUGUAACAAAAUUUGUUAUAUUUUAGGCUUUUUUCUAAUAUUUAAAAAACACAAGAAAUUCCAAGAAUUUUUUUGCUAGCAGUGAAAAAAGCCUUUUAAACAGACAUGUGCGACGGUGCGCACUGUCCAAUUACAGGCAUAACGUGUACUGUCCUAUCACACUGUCCUAUUAGUGCUGAAAUCAGGACAGUUGAUAGCCAAUCAGAUUUGAGAAUUUUGCUAUAGUUAUGAUUAAUAGUGUAAUGAUAUUAAUUUAUGACUGGUUUAUUCUUUAGACUAUGCCCUUAAAUCCAAAGCCCUUCCUUAACGGGCUAACAGGAAAAGCCGUGAUAGCAAAGCUUAAAUGGGGACAUGAAUACAAAGGAUAUCUUGUGUCUGUGGACGGAUACAUGAACCUUCAGGUAUGGCAUAUGAAGGGUAGCCGGAAUCACAGACGAGACUAAACUCUGGGUUUAGUCCUUCUGUGAAACAGCGCCAAAAUCCUUGUCCUGGGCCCAAACCUGUAGACCAGGAUUUGAGUACUUGCGGUAAUUAGUUUGUUAAAAAAGCCAUUGCUGAUUUGCCAAUAAAGAUGAAUGCACUUCUGCUUAUUUUUUGAGCCCCUGGUACUGAUAAUUUUUCUUAAAAAAGGAUAGAUAUUGUGAGAAUCUGUUAAGUACGUAGUAACGUAGGUUUUCUUUUUGGCAACAAUGAUCAGUUAGCAUUGCUUUUCUCGCAGCUUGCCAACACAGAGGAGUAUAUUGAUGGGAGCUUAGCAGGUAAUCUUGGGGAGGUUCUUAUCAGGUAAGUUUUAAUUGUUACAGUGUUUAAGUUACAGUUCCAUGCAGAUAAAAUAAAAGACUAUUGUAGAUAGAAACUGAAACAGUGGCCGCAUUAAGGUGGUGGUACAUGGCCUGUAAAAUGUAUUUCUCAGAUUUGUCAAAUACAUGGUCCAGACAAAAUUUUCUGUAUUGACCUUGUUAGAAACAUGAACAGAACUGGAGCUGAAAACGAUUGUGGGAUCAUUACCGGGGUUGUGCUGACCAGCUUUUGGCUAUUUGCUUUCACCCUGCCCCCAAUAAGAAUCCCAGAUGUCUUUGCAAAAGUUAACAAGUCCCAGUCUCCCUCUCUUUUCCAAAGUGGCAAAUUAUAAGGAUAGGAAAUGUCAGACUUAAUGUAUUUAAAUGUCAACCUUUUCUUGUACUUAAUGAUAAUUAAUGAUAGAUUGAGGUUAUUUUGGGUGUUAUUUUUACUAGGUGUAACAAUGUUCUGUAUGUGCGUGGAGUGGAUGAGGAAGAGGAAGAUGGCGAGAUGAGAGAAUAAUAUUAUUGGACUGUCAGAAAUAUGUUUUCUCUGUAUUAUAUUUAUUGUUGUACGAAAAUUUUGUGUUCCUCUAGCUGAGAGUUAGGCUCUUUCCAUUUCAUUGAGUGUCAUUUAAAGCAAAUUUUUAUUCCCCAUAAUUGCAAUUCGUUGGAUUGUUUUCAAGUGCUCACAAAAUAGAAAAAAAAUUACCUUCCCUUUUUCCACUAUUACAUACUGUAGGGUAAGCCAAAGCUUUGUAAGACAGCUUAAAGAAAGUUUUGAAAUAAAG